This is a messenger RNA of Quercus lobata, 1629 nucleotides long. RefSeq names its product probable serine/threonine-protein kinase PBL23. NCBI's taxonomy places the organism in Eukaryota, Viridiplantae, Streptophyta, Magnoliopsida, Fagales, Fagaceae. The transcript has 5 exons. Gene Ontology annotation, molecular function: protein kinase activity; ATP binding. The coding region runs from base 227 to 1399 and encodes 390 amino acids. Gene Ontology annotation, biological process: protein phosphorylation. The record is from RefSeq and is a predicted model, not a curated record.
CCCGACAAAGCGGAAAACCAGUUCUGCCAUAGUAACGUUGUUUUUUCAGUUUCUCAAAUCUUAGAAAGAGCUUAUUCUCUAAGAAAAUUUCAUAACAUUAUACAAAGAGCUUAUUCUCUGCUCUUUGUAUAAUAUUUCAUUUUGAGUUUGAUAUUGAGUUCCGUUCCUGAAAAGGGUGUGAUUAAGAGUUUUGAUAGAGUUUGUAGCAAAGGCCGGUUGGUAGGAGAUGGACUGCUUCAAGUGUAGAGCGAAGCGGCCUUUGGUUUGGUUCAGGAGAGUCAGAGGCAGAAGGGAAUAUGAUGCUCGACAAACAUAUGCAUCCAUGGUUUCAACCUUCUCAAUGAAAACAGGAAGCAGCAAGCAUAGGAAUCUUGCUCAAGAGAUACUGAAAUUAGGACAUGCAAGAAUUUCUGCUCAAGUCUUCACAUUUUAUGAUUUGGCUGCUGCAACUGACAACUUCAAUCCUGAUUGUCUGGUAGGCGAAGGUGGAUUUGGGAGGGUGUACAAAGGAUACAUAGGGAACACUGAUCAGGUUGUGGCUGUUAAGCAACUUGACAGGAAAGGAUUGCAAGGAAGUAGAGAAUUCUUUGCAGAGGUUCUGAUGUUAAGUCUGGUUGAACACCCAAAUCUUGUUGAUUUGAUUGGCUAUUGUGCAGAUGGUGAUCAAAGAAUUUUAGUUUAUGAAUUCAUGGCCAAUGGAUCUUUGGAAAAUCAUCUUCUAGAAUUACCUCCAGGUAGGAAGCCUCUGGAUUGGUAUACCAGGAUGAAAAUAGCUGCAGGAGCAGCUAAAGGACUAGAAUACUUGCAUGACUUUGCCAAACCGCCGGUGAUUUAUCGUGAUUUUAAAGCAUCUAACAUUUUAUUAGAUGAGGAACUCUUUCCAAAGCUCUCUGAUUUCGGACUCGCUAAGAUAGGUCCAACAGGAGGCAAGGACCAUGUGUCCACAAGGGUGAUGGGGACCUAUGGCUAUUGUGCACCAGAGUAUGCUUCAACAGGACAACUGACAACAAAGUCUGAUGUGUAUAGUUUUGGUGUUGUGUUUCUGGAAUUAAUCACAGGUAGGAGAGCUAUUGAUACAGCAAGAAUGACUGAGGAGCAGAACCUAAUUACUUGGGCACAGCCGCUUUUUAGGGACAGAAUGAAGUUUACAUUAAUGGCUGACCCUUUGCUAAAAGGAAAUUACCCUGUAAAGGGUCUUUAUCAAGCUCUUGCAGUUGCUGCAAUGUGUCUUCAAGAGGAAGCUGACACCCGACCUUUGAUGGGUGAUGUUGUAACUGCUAUUGAGCAUCUGGCAACGCCAAGAGACGAUGAGAAAAUUGCUUCAGAUUUAUCAAAAUGCAGUGGUGCACAUGCUGAAUCUGUGAGAGAAGAAAGUGGCAAUAGAGGGAGAGAGCUGUAGCAUCAAAGGGACUGAAGCUCUUGCAACUAACUGAAAUGUGGAAAACAAACCCAUGGUCUAGAAUUUGAUAUAUAAAGAUAUAAGCUCCUCUGUCACAGUCCAACAAUAUGCAAGUUGUUCAAAGUGUAAGGCCUGCUACUACGAAUGUCACCCUGUAGCUGUAUCUAAUUUAGCAGUUCAAUUGAUGAAGUAGACGUCAUAAGUUCAAAUCUCAUCAUAUAAAACUAAAA